AUGCAACUGUGCUAUAGGGACCUCAGUGUACCCCUCUUCACAGCACAAAUACGUUGGGAAAUGGAUCUGGAGGAGACAUACAAAGAGGGAGAAAAUACAGAGGGGAGAAUGACUCGCGUUGGAGCUGCAAAGUUGGUGAAAAAGGCUUUUCUCGAAGCCCUGAAGUCCAAUGACUUUGAAACACUGGAGGAGCUCUUGAGCCAAAAGAAAAUAGACGUGGACACGGUGUUUGAAGUGGAAGAUGAAAACCUGGUUCUGGCAUCCUACAAACAAGGGUACUGGCUGCCUAGCUACAAAUUAAAAAUAUCCUGGGCAACUGGACUUCAUCUAGCUGUCAUGUAUGGACAUCUGGAGAGUCUUUUGGUCCUGCUCAAUCACAAAGCUACAAUCAACUGCCGUCCCAACGGAAAAGCUGCAAUCCACAUAGCUUGUGAAAUGGCAAAUGUUGAGUGUCUCAAGAUCCUUUGCAACCACGGAGCUAAGCUGAACUGCUUUUCCAUGAGUGGGCAGGCGCCCUUGCACUUCUGCACAACACGAACCUCCAUGCCUUGUGCCCAGCAGCUGGUUUGGAGAGGAGCAAAUGUGAACAUAAAAACAAACAACCAAGAUGAGGAGACUCCUCUGCACGCCGCUGCGCGUUUGGGUAUCCCGGAGCUCGUGGCCUUUUACGUGGAGCAAGGAGCGCACAUUGAUGCUCUCAACGCCUACAUGGAGACUCCCCUGGCCUGUGCAGCCUAUUGGGCCCUUCACUAUAAGGAUCAGAUCUACAGCCAGGAUCACCAUCUCAUCUGUCGGAUGCUCUUAGACUAUAAAGCUGACGUGAACACUCGCGAUGAGGAUUUCAAAUCACCGCUCCACAAAGCUGCCUGGAACUGCGACCACGUCCUGCUGCAUAUGCUGCUGGAGGCAGGAGCAGAAGCAAACAUCAUGGAUGUCAAUGGCUGUGCACCCUUACAGUAUAUCAUAAAAGUGACAUCUGUGCGGCCAGCUGCCCAGCCUGACAUCUGCUACCAGCUGCUGCUGAAUCAUGGAGCGGCUAGGAUAUAUCCUCUGCAGUUCCACAAGGUGCUACAAGCCUGUCAUUCCCACCCCAGAGCUGUGGAGAUUGUCAUCAACACCUACGAACACAUCAAAUCAACAUCCAAGUGGAAAGCGGCCAUACCUGACGACGUCUUUGAGCGGCACCAGGUUUUCUAUGACUCGUUGUUCACCGUGUGCAGCAAUUCACCGCGGUCGCUCAUGCAUUUAUGCAGAUGUGCUAUUCGGGCAAUACUGUCAGAAAGGUGCCACCGAGGAGUCCCUUUGCUCUCCAUCCCCCCGUCCAUGAAGAAGUACUUGCUGCUGGAACCAGAAGGAAUCAUCUACUGAGCCGCAGCAGAGCUGGCCCCAAGCGUCUCCCUUCCUGGAUCCGCAUGCCUCUGUGGGGUGCUGGAGAUCCAGGCAUGAUCCAAAUGGGAUUUACCGGCUCUUCUCGGAGCCACUGUCCUUCCAUGCAGUGAGGAAUCGCAGCUGCAGGCUGCGGGUCGCGCUGGGGGAGACAGAACUGGAAAGGGCCCCCCCCCCCCCCGCGAAAAAAAAUAACAACCCCCCCAAACAAACACAGGGGCACAUACUUCUCUGCUUUGUUCAGCCUGGCUUAAAUGCUGCUGCUGCCUUUCGUAUUUAUUCCACUGCCUGCUAGAUAGCGUUAGAUUCAAUCUGAACAACCUUUGAUACUGUUCCACUGUCAUUUUCUUCAGCUGUCUGUCAUUUUGGGAGUAAAAGAAAGGAUACCGUCAGAAAAUAGGACAUUUAUUAGCGUCACAGAAAUGCUUUCCCAGAAAGAAAUGGGUGAACUGCUUUGAAUCAUGACCACAGACAGGAUUUCAGUAGUUUCCAGGUUUUCCUGCAGAUUGACUCUCAACUCAAUUUUAGUUCACUGUUCGCUACACCUCUCUGUAUCUUAUAAAGCUUUGUCAUAAUAAUAUCCUUUUUAAUUGUAAGAAUUUUUUCCAUUGUCAGUCACAAUAUUGGAAUCCGCAGCACUGAAAUGUCUGUACGUUGCUGUUCAUGCCCAGGUAGCUUUUAGCAGAUGCUGUCUCUGUUUCUGCUCUCAGUGUGACCAAUGGCAAUGUCAUGUCCUGGUGUUGAGAAAUGCAGGUAGAAUGGACUUGUCCCUGUAACCUGCACUUAUAAGUGUACUGUACUUAUAAGCUGUACUUAUACCCAUCCAUAGAUCCCUCGGGAUGGUGUAGGAUGGGAUCUGGGAAGAACAUGAACCCUUCUCUCUAUUGGCUACAAAAGGAGCCUAGCCUGCUACCAUGGACUAUACACCUCAGUUUUUGGCCGCUAAGUGCACAUGAGAGGAAUCCCACCAUAACCGAAAGGUGUUUCCAAGAUGAAGAUGUGGUGGCUGUGCUGUUACACACCUGCCUGUCCCCCUGAUUUAGAGUCCCUCUACUUUUGGACCUGCCAGCGCUGGUUUCCCUGCUCACAGGGAACCUAAUCUCCUGACUGAGCUGCUGCCUCUAGUUCAGGAGGAUGAAACACGGGGCAGAGGCAGUUCACUCACUGAGCAUCCCACAGCAAGGGCAAGUGUGUGAUGCGACCUACAGAUAAAACCCGUUUUUCUUCCCUUUUUUUAAAUUGAUGCAAUCCAUUUGGGGUGUUCCACUUUUUUUUUUGGACCAGGACAACUCCAGGCUCUGUUAAAAGGGAAGGUGAGCUAUGCCCACCAUUGGGAGCCAGUCGUUCCUGACUUCUCAUUGCAUUUCUGGCUGUGAAGCUUUCGGUCCUUAUCAUUAUUAUUAUUGUGUUUUUACAAGAGAGCCCAGUGCAUGUUAGGCCCUUCCCAGCCAGACCGGAGCAGCCAAGCUGUUCAGUGCCUCUGUGUCUCGCAAAGUGACAAUAACAGCGCUUGAAGAAAUGCGCAGAUUGUUUAGUGUUGUAAAUCACUUUGCUCCCUUUUCAUCUCAGUUUUCAUUAAUCAAAGCCCGUGCGCUGUGUUAGGAGAGAAUCCAAUUCAUAGCUCUGUUUAUGUUUAGCUAGACAGCAAUGUAGAUUGCUAUUUAACAGUUUCCAGUGCCAGUGGAGAAUUUCGGGGACAAUAGAGACCAUGAGAAAAUGCUUUCUCAUACGAAAGAAGUUGUAAUAUAGAUCCCUGUGCUUUACUAAACUGCUGAAAGAUUCCUGCAGAGUUGCAGAGAUAUUUCUAUCAAUCAGAGACACUACAGCAGUUUACAGAGGAGAAUUAUCAGGAUCUGGGGCAAUUUGUCGACAGAAAAAUCCGCUUGAGACAGUUCCAGGUUGAUGGGAUCCACUGAGGAAAACCAGGGAAUUUGGAAGGACAGAGAAAGCUUAGGUUAUCUGAACCCAGUGCUUUUCUAGGCAACUUAUGUAUGUAAGUCAGGCAUGAGGAGGAGGAUUUGCAAACUGGUCCAGGCAAGAAAAUGUUUGUUGCUCUCUGAACAGCCUGCCAAUGGGGCAAGCUGGAUAGUCCAGAAGAGACAGACAGAUGGAGGUAGCUGAUUUUAUCGGGAACACAUCCCCAAGCUGGCUGCUUCUGGAAGUGAAAUUCUGCAUCUGGAAGAGGGAGGUUUAAGGCAGAACAAUAGCAGCAUUUUUUGACCUGUCGUAGUCAGGACUCUCUUGCUGAGAGAGAAAUAAAAAAGGCUGUCACCAAUGUUCCUAAAUUCCCUCUGAUCCUCCCCCUCUGCAGCGAACACGCUUAAUUUUUAUUCUGUGGGCACCCAGCCUCACUUCCAAGCUUUGUACCAAGCAGGUGCCAGAUUACAGCCAUUGUGGUAUCUGACAGGGAGCACAGUGGGAUCAGGCUGAUUAUAGUCAUAGGAAUUUGCAAGCUGUUAAAAAACACUGGAGAACAUCCCUAUCACGGAAAAAAGACCUGAUUGAUGCACUUUAAUUGCUUCUCUUGUUGGAGUUUGAAAGACCAACAGUAAGCAAACCUUAUUAUUUGUUACCUUUUAGCAUUUCUUUGGGUUUUUUUUUCUCUCACUGUACUCUAUUCCUACACACCGGAGGGAGUUGCUCAUGGGAGGCAUGGGGGGAUCUGAUAAUAAGCUCAUCAUUUAUUAAAUUUAUGGGAUGCAUAGUCUUAUUAUUCUGA
This is a messenger RNA of Chroicocephalus ridibundus (black-headed gull), 4105 nucleotides long. RefSeq names its product ankyrin repeat and SOCS box containing 4 (gene ASB4). Gene Ontology annotation, biological process: intracellular signal transduction. The coding region runs from base 1 to 1368 and encodes 455 amino acids. The transcript has 5 exons. The record is from RefSeq and is a predicted model, not a curated record. Gene Ontology annotation, molecular function: protein binding. Lineage: Eukaryota; Metazoa; Chordata; Aves; Charadriiformes; Laridae.